UACCGUCCUGCCGGCACCGGGACACAGGCUCCCUGCCCCUCUCCAGCCCCAAUGGACUACCAAGAGAGCGAGUACCUGGAUGAGCAUGGGAAACACACCCCCUGCAGAAACUGCAUGCCCGGGCAGGAGCUUUCUAAGGACUGCGGCGACAGCGGCGGGGGGGAUGCGCAGUGCGUUGCCUGCCCUCCCAGGAAGUUUAAGGACAGCUGGGGGCAUCAGAGCUGCAAGCCCUGCCUCUCCUGCACCCUCAUCAACCGCAUCCAGAAGUCCAACUGCACGGCGACGACCAACGCAGUCUGCGGGGAGUGCCUGCCGGGGUUUUACCGCAAGGCGCGGAUCAGCGGGCAGCUGGACUGGGAGUGCAUCCCUUGCACCAAGCAGACACCCUCCUCCGAGCCUCAGUGUCGGUCCAGAACAAACCUGGUGAAAGUAGCCAUCCCCACCGUACCGCCGCAGGACACGGCCCUUCUUGCAGUGACCAGCAGUGCCCUGGUCAUCAUCGUACUGGUGCUUCUGGCACUCUCCAUCAUCUACUGCAAGCGGUUUUGGAAGAGCCAGUGCCAGCGAGUCUUCCUGAGGACUCAGAACUUCUCGGGCCAGCAAGCAAUGUUCCCGACCGCGGCGGCGCCCGGCAGAUUCCUGUGUGAGGAGCAGAUGUCUGGUCCCUGCUGCCUGGGCGUGAAGAACCUGAGCCCCUGCUACAGGCAGGCAGAAGGCCCCGUGGAAGCAGUGCAGUUCAUUUCGGACGGGGAAGCCGUGGGUCUCCAGCUCCCCUCUCUCCAGCCGGAGAUGGACUUGCCGCCGGCCGUCGCCAUCAGCGCUGCCUCCAAAGCCCAGCUGGGCAAGAGCCUCCUGGAAAGCCAGCCCCUCAUCCGGGCCUCGGGCCGCGGCGACUGCCUGGCCGGGGUCCUGCCACCCUCCGACCCCCGGCAGGGCCAGCCGGGCACGGCGGAGGCCCUGGCCCCCCUCUCCUCCUGCGCCUCCGAGAUGCAGCACAAGUGGCCGCACGCCCCGGUGGAGUGCACCGAGCUGGACCUCCAGAAGUUCUCCACCCAGGCAGAGUUUGUGGGCGGCGAGCGGCCGGAGGAGGCGGCGAGCCGGGCGGCGCAGAGGAUCCCGGCAGAGAGCGGUGGCGUGGGGCGGGAGGGGGCCCGGCGCCCGCCCUCCGCCUUCCCGAAUCCCACCGCCGAAAGCGGGGAGCAGCCGGUGGAUGAUGCCCAGAGCCUCGUGACUCAGAUCAGCAGCACAGCGAAGGGUCUCCCGGUAGCAGAGCUGCCCCGUUCCUUGGUGCAGUCACUUGCCUUCUUGUUGGACCCUUCCUUGAACGGUGUGAAGAACUUCAGCCACGUGGCGCUGGAGCUGGGGGUUGCGCCCCAGUUGCUGGGACGGAUAUCUGGAUUCGAGCAGCUCGUCGCUCACUUCACCCGCUCGGGAGACACGGUCACCAUCCCACUCCUGGCCCAAGCUCUGCAGCGGCUCCAGCGGUUCGAUGCCUUGCUCCUGCUCUGCGACCACUUCGCGCUCAGCCAGGCUCAGGGCCGCCAGCGCUAGAGACGACAGGGAAGGGACGGAGGAAGCUCCAGGCACUGUGUGUACUGGUACGGGAGAGGAUCUGGUAGCCCUGCGGUCACAUAAUCUCUCUGGUGUGCACGUGGGGAGCACGUGGAGACAGUCUUUGCAUCGCGGAACAAAAGGAUGCAAGGGCGAGCAUCCCUCCUCGGGGGAGUGCCGGGAGGCCGCAGCCGUGCCUCCUCCCGGCCUCCGCGCGGGAGGGUUCGCUCAGGCCCCUCCGGAGGCCGUUUCUCUCCAGUUGCGUUGACACCCUUGUCUGGCAGCGGAGUGCCGUCAGUCGCUGUGCUGCGGUGCUCUCGCUCUGCAGUGAGCCCCGUGGGGUCCCUCGGCCACGGGGCUCAGUCUCCGCGGGCAGCCAUCCUCCUACGGGCCCAGCCAUCGCCUCCCUCCCAUUCCAGCUUUCUCGUCCUUCAUCUGGCCCAUGCUCUGCUUUCCCAGGUGCCGGUUGCCACUGUCCCAGUUUACUUUUUGCUCGCUCCUCUCCCUCUGUGCCAGAGACGGUC
Molecule: messenger RNA, 2075 nt
Organism: Gymnogyps californianus (California condor)
Lineage: Eukaryota; Metazoa; Chordata; Aves; Accipitriformes; Cathartidae
Gene: EDA2R
Product: ectodysplasin A2 receptor
Exons: 9
Coding region: 52-1551 (499 amino acids)
Biological process (GO): tumor necrosis factor-mediated signaling pathway; positive regulation of JNK cascade; positive regulation of canonical NF-kappaB signal transduction
Cellular component (GO): plasma membrane
Molecular function (GO): protein binding; tumor necrosis factor receptor activity
Source: RefSeq, a predicted model, not a curated record